Puntigrus tetrazona (Sumatra barb) is the source of this 1835-nucleotide messenger RNA. RefSeq lists its product as uncharacterized. Gene Ontology annotation, molecular function: glycine N-acyltransferase activity. Gene Ontology annotation, cellular component: mitochondrion. The coding region runs from base 152 to 985 and encodes 277 amino acids. NCBI's taxonomy places the organism in Eukaryota, Metazoa, Chordata, Actinopteri, Cypriniformes, Cyprinidae. The transcript has 5 exons. The record is from RefSeq and is a predicted model, not a curated record.
CGGCAAAACUGAAUGGCUGGUCAUCCUAUGUUAAAUAUUAUCCUACAUUUUCACCUUCCGUCUAAAUCUGAUCUGGAAAAGACGUGUUUGAUCUCUUUCUGGGAACCUACAUUCACUCUACAGGUUUUACAGACUGAUUCCACUUUGAAACAUGAAAAUUUUACAUUCAGAUGAGUUAAAAAUAGCGGAGACUACUUUAUAUGCACAUCUGCCUAAAUCCAUAAAGGUUUAUGGAUUUCUUUUCGCCAUGAACAGAGGGAUACCGCACGGUUUAGAUGUAGUGGUGGAUAAGUGGCCAGCUUUUACCACUAUCAUUGUGCGACCAGAUCCAAAUGGCAAUCCAGCAGAGUGCUUUCUGAAAAAGGUGACUGUAUACAGCACAGACGAAGAAGCCCUGAGAGCAAUGCUUGAAGUGGAAGAUGCAAUUGACUGGAGCACAAACUUCCUAAUAGGAGGAUGUGAUGCACGUCAUUCACCGAUGCUGAAGGAAGUAGCUGCUUCUCGGGGUGUCGGUAUUAAAAUAUUUUCCUUUGUACACCUUAUGGCAUUAACCGAGUCCAGUCAUUUACCUGAACUGAUUACCAGUGACCUUGAGUCCAGACUGUCUGUCCUCAAUGAAUCGCAUGCCUAUUUGGUUAAUAAGACAUGGAAAUUUGGUGGGGAUGACAAAAGUUACAGGAAUAUACUGAAUCUCAUUAGACAUUUUCCCUCAUGCUGCAUUACAGAUGAAAACAAUGAGCCUGUGUGCUGGGUGCUGGUAUAUGAUUACUGUGCCUUGGGGAUGUUGUACACUCAGCCAGAGCAUCGCGGAAAGGGCUAUGCCAAAGCCCUGGUGACCAUAAUGGCAAAGAGGCUCCAUUCUCAGGGCUAUCCUGUGUUCUGUUUCAUUGAAGAAUCCAAUCCGCUUUCCUACAAACUAUUUAAAAGCCUGGGUUUUACAGAGGACCCCUCUUACAGGGCUGUCUGGCAUGAAUUUUUUUGUUAGUUUGAAUACUCUUGUAUUCGUUCACUUUCAAAACUCAAAAAAAAGGGAUUUUUUUUAUGGAUGUUCCCUUGUAAUCUUUAAUCAGGGCUGGACAAUAAUCAAUUCCUGAUGGGCAACAUAUUUUUCUUUUUUCACUCAGGUAUAUAUUACACUAGAGAUAGAGAAUUAACAUGAUUUUAGUCUGUCAUAGACCGAACUUUCGACUUUUUAACGGUUUAGCCAUCGAACCGUGGAUGUGAAAUCUGAAGCUGAGACUAACAUGACUGCGAUUAAUAUUUUUGUAAACAUUUUUGUAAACUGAUAGAAAGUUUACAAAGGUUUAUUUUAGAAAUGCUACAGCCUCUAUAAUUUCUAGAACAUUACAAAAAUUAACCGUGAUUUUUUGUGUUAUUUCUGAAUGUUUGACUAAAAUCAAUCAAAUAACUGUAUUAAUAAAACUAGUCAUAGGCUAACUGUCUAGAGCUACAACUGUAAUUUAUGAAUAACAAUAAUUUGUUUAUUAACUUAUAAUAUUUGAGAGAGGGGGCAUGAUACAUUAAUGCUUAGGGCACCCAUUUGGCCAGCAGUGGCCCUGUAAAAAUGAGGUCAAACCACCAGUCUGUAAGCUGAGUAACUGGGAACAUCCUAUCCGAAGUUAUUUUAGCUGAAGUUAUUUUAGCUGAAAAUUAUUUUGUUUCUCAAGAGUAUUUACAUGACAGACAGAAGAUAUGCCACUGUUGUGAAAUAAAUCUCAAGGCACUUUUAUCUUGCUUGCAGGGAAACUAUGUGGCUGCAGUGUCAUCUUAAUUAGUGCUGUCAAAUGAUUGAUCAUGAUUAAUCACAUACAAAAUAAAGGUUUUUGUUUGCAUAA